Hirsutella rhossiliensis is the source of this 1434-nucleotide messenger RNA. Its product is annotated as prenyltransferase and squalene oxidase repeat domain-containing protein. The coding region runs from base 1 to 1434 and encodes 477 amino acids. Gene Ontology annotation, molecular function: protein farnesyltransferase activity. Gene Ontology annotation, biological process: protein farnesylation. The transcript has 5 exons. NCBI's taxonomy places the organism in Eukaryota, Fungi, Ascomycota, Sordariomycetes, Hypocreales, Ophiocordycipitaceae. The record is from RefSeq and is a predicted model, not a curated record. Gene Ontology annotation, cellular component: protein farnesyltransferase complex.
AUGAGAACCCGAGCAGGCCCGAGCCGCACCCGUCCGAGAAUCAUCUUCAAACAUCGCACUAGACACAUGGCCAUGGACACAACUCUGGAGGAAGCCGGGGGGAUUCCGGAUAUCUUCACGUCGAGCCCGCCGGUCCGGGAUGCCCUGGAGACAGAGAGCUCCAUGCUCCAGGACGAGACCAUCGACGAGUGUCUGCCGUUCUUGACAGGGGAGGGACAUGACUACUUCAAUGCCCACGGAGUCCCGCACCUGUACCGCGACCGGCACGUCAAGUUCUUGCACAAGCAGCUUGGCACCCUGCCAUCCAUGUUCAUGUCUGCAGACCCCAGCCGGCCCUGGAUUUUCUACUGGUGCCUCGCUGGCUUGUCACUCCUCGGCCACGACGUGGAAUCCUAUCGCUCGAGGCUCGUCGAGACGGUCCGCCCCAUGCAGAACGAGACGGGCGGAUUCGGCGGCGGGUUCGGCCAGACCUCGCAUCUCGCCACCACCUAUGCAACAGUCCUGUCGCUCUGCUUGGUCGGCGGGGACGAGGCCUACGAGGUGGUUGAUAGGAGGGCCAUGUGGAGGUGGUUGUGCUCGUUGAAGCAGCCCGAUGGAGGAUUCCAGAUGGCCAUUGGCGGUGAGGAAGAUGUGAGAGGAGCCUACUGCGCGGCCGUCAUCAUUUCGCUGCUCAACAUCCCGCUCAGCCUGUCACCCGAUUCGCCUGCAUGUGCAGCCGGCCACGCUGGGCUUUUCAGCGGCCUCGGGGAGUGGGUACGACGAUGCCAAACGUACGAAGGAGGCGUGUCGGCAAAGCCGGGCGUCGAGGCCCACGGGGCGUACGCCUUCUGCGCCCUGGGAUGCCUCUCGAUCCUUGAUCCCCCGCACCAAGCGGUCCCCAGGUAUCUUGAUGUCCCGCGACUUGUCUCUUGGCUCUCGGCUCGCCAGUACGCACCCGAGGGUGGCUUUUCCGGUCGCACGAACAAGCUCGUCGACGGCUGCUACAGCCACUGGGUAGGCGGAUGCUGGCCGCUACUCGAGGCCAGCCUGAGGGGGCCGGAGCGGCCAGCGGCCGAGACUGCAGAUCACCUGUCCAUGCAGGCAGACAACAGCCUUUUCAGUCGAAACGGGCUGAUCCGGUACAUCCUCUGCUGUGGCCAGGACAUGUCGAAGCGCGGCGGGAUGAGAGACAAGCCAAGCAAAUAUUCCGACGCAUACCACACCUGCUACGUGCUGUCGGGCUUGAGCUCUGCUCAGCACAAAUGGAACCUGGCCCGCGCCGGUGCCGACGAGACCGCUAUGGGUGGCGAAGUCUGGACCGUGUCCACCUACGACAAGGGUGAACAGAUAUUCGACGAGCAGGAUCGCGUACGCCCCACGCAUCCCGUCUACGCCAUCCCGCAAGAGAAUGCAGACGACUGCCAAAACUACUUUGCCUCCAAGCCGGGCUUCUAA